Erigeron canadensis is the source of this 603-nucleotide messenger RNA. RefSeq names its product early nodulin-like protein 1. The record is from RefSeq and is a predicted model, not a curated record. Gene Ontology annotation, molecular function: electron transfer activity. Bases 1 to 603 code for a protein of 200 amino acids. Lineage: Eukaryota; Viridiplantae; Streptophyta; Magnoliopsida; Asterales; Asteraceae. Gene Ontology annotation, cellular component: plasma membrane. The transcript is spliced from 2 exons.
AUGGAACACAACAUGAAGCUGCUUACAAACCUAGCAACUUUGCUUGUCAUUCUUUUAGGAUUCAUGGGAUCAUGUUACGGCUACACAUUCUAUGUGGGUGGCAAAGAUGGUUGGGUUCUUGACCCGCGCGAAAGCUAUAACCAUUGGGUUGAACGUAACCGAUUUCAGCUCAACGACACUCUAGUUUUCAAGUAUGAACAAGGGAUGGAUUCGGUUUUGGUAGUAAACCAAGAGGCUUACCAAAAGUGUAACAAAACGAGCCCCAAAGUAACCUUGAAUGAAGGCAACUCGGUAUUCAAAUUCAAGAGGUCAGGUCCAUUUUUUUUCAUCAGUGGACAAAAUGAUAAAUGUGAAAAGGGACAGAAGUUAAUCGUAGUAGUCAUGGCCGUGAGACACCCAACUACUCCUGCUGCUCCCACUCUAGCACCCGUGGCGGCACCAUCAACAGCCGUGAUACAAGGUAGUGACGGAUUGGAAAUAUAUGCCCCGGUUCCAGCUCCAGCCCCAACGACUUCAAGCGUUGCAUCUACUAGCUUUAGCUUUGGAGGGUUUGUUGGAUUGAUUGUGGCUUUGAGUUUGGGUUUGAUCAGUUUUGUUUUCUAA